CAAGGAUAUACAAAAAUUUUUAAAUCAAUUGCUCACGUGCAUUAAAUGAAAUUUCAAAUUUGUUCAAUUCCCUAUUUUGGUGGCCAUUCCGAAAGCUGAUAACUAAAUCCAAUGAGUGACAUGAAAAAUAUCAGUGAGAGCGUAAAACGCUGCCUCAGCCAUCAUCGUCGACUUAACCAGAAUAUUGCCGCACUGGAGCAUGUGAUGGACGAUGACUUCUUUAGCAAUCCGCACAGACAAUGGAUUUACCAUCGACAGCAACAGCAACAGCAACAGCAACAGCAACAACGACAACGAUGUGAGGAAUGCGGAGAACAGGACUCAAAUGUCGCCCAAUUCCGAUUCACAUUGCCAUCUCAAUCGCUGGCCGAGGCCAAACAUUGGCAAUUGCCGCCCUGCAGAAUGCCUUUUGCCAUGGAUGGUCAUUCAGUUAGUGAGCACACUUUGCACACUGCCAUCGAAAAUAAUCUAAAGAUGAAAAAAGCUAUUCAGAGUCUCAUAAAAUCAGAAGAAAAGUCAAUUCACGAUCUUAAGUUGUUAUCCAAGUCAGUGACUCAAUUAAAUAAUCCGAUAUAUCAUAGUCGUUGUCGUUUGCCAUUGGCCGCAGCUCCAACUCCUGCCCCAUCGCCCACGCGUUGUCCUGGCAGUCCACGCAUUUCCCAGGGCCGUAAUUAUAGUUGGGGCCUUUAAAAUGAUGACGAUGAUCUUCCUCAACGUUUAUUUUGUUCUAAUUUGGCUAAUGUGAAACAUGUAUAUAAAGUAAAAUGGCCAGCGCAUUACGGACGAUGGCCAGAACGCAAGCUUAUAUGGUUAUUUGCGUUUUGACCCGUCCGUGGGCACUGCAACUAGUUCAA
This is a messenger RNA of Drosophila willistoni, 854 nucleotides long. RefSeq lists its product as uncharacterized. NCBI's taxonomy places the organism in Eukaryota, Metazoa, Arthropoda, Insecta, Diptera, Drosophilidae. The transcript has 3 exons. The record is from RefSeq and is a predicted model, not a curated record. The coding region runs from base 112 to 690 and encodes 192 amino acids.